Molecule: messenger RNA, 365 nt
Organism: Rotaria sp. Silwood2
Lineage: Eukaryota; Metazoa; Rotifera; Eurotatoria; Philodinida; Philodinidae
Source: the annotation of a GenBank genome assembly
CAACUACAUCAAUGGUUUCUCAACGCCCUAAACGAAAUGUUCGUAUUGUUAACUAUGCAUUAAAUGAAAAAAUUCUCGAUGAAGCCAUAGAAGAUAUUUCUAAAUUAUCAGUUGAAAAGAAUUUAAAAAUUUCUCAAUCAGCAAUUUAUCAACAUGAAGUAGAGACAGGACAUUCGAUUAAUUGGGGUAACUGGAAAUUAUUAAGCAAAGAUUAUAAACUUUACCGUCUUUUGAUACGUGAAUCGAUACAAAUUUCAAAACUUGAACCUUCACUUAAUCGAACUGUGCGUUCUGUUCCUCUUGUCAUUUAUCCGGAUAGUUCGUCAUUAUUUAAAGCAAAAGUCAAGAUGAAAGCAGGUGUAUAG